This is a messenger RNA of Culex pipiens pallens (northern house mosquito), 1618 nucleotides long. RefSeq names its product zinc finger MYND domain-containing protein 10 homolog (gene Zmynd10). The transcript is spliced from 3 exons. Gene Ontology annotation, cellular component: cytoplasm; centriolar satellite. Gene Ontology annotation, biological process: inner dynein arm assembly; motile cilium assembly; outer dynein arm assembly. The record is from RefSeq and is a predicted model, not a curated record. Lineage: Eukaryota; Metazoa; Arthropoda; Insecta; Diptera; Culicidae. The coding region runs from base 83 to 1411 and encodes 442 amino acids.
UGGUCGACCGUUUCUCCUGGCAACGGGGUUGUUUAUUCCGUUUCAAAGAUUUUUCAGCCUCAAACGAGAUUCACUAGUCAAAAUGUCUUACCCGUGUGCGGUCUUCCCGGAGGAAGUGGACCUGCUGGUGAGCGGGUUGCGCCGGUUCCCGGUCGCGGACAUCGGCACCCCAGCCUGGUUCGACCAGAAUGAAGCGAUCCUGAAGCUGACGCAGCAAAGCUACAUCGAGGCGAGCACGAACCAGGAGGAGGUGGUGAAGGAGCGGCUGGUGGCGGAGGACCGACUUCCGGUGCUGGUGCACGAGAUGUACUGCGUGCUGGUGUGGCGGAGCCGGGUUCUGCCGAAGCUGUUGGUGGGGGAUUUGGAGGCGACUUUUGUGCUUUACAGCGUUUUGUACUAUGAGAUGAAUGUGGCGGCGGUGCUGGAGACGGUUCUGUACCAUCGGAAUAGCUGCGAGGCGCUCGGGGGAGUGGUGCUGGAUUUGAUCGAUUACUGUGCGAGUGCGGUUGGGAUGCUGAUCGGGAUGACGAGUUGUGAGCGGGUUGAGGGUGGUGGGGAGGAGUUGUUGAACGAGAGUGGGAGGGAGGAGGUUGAGCGGAUGAAUGAGCAGAUGGCGUUCAAGAUCGGGAUGAAAUGUUUGUCGAUUUUGGGCAGUUUGAUGAGUAAUUUGGACGUGCUUCCGUUGAGUGCGGCCAGUCGAGUGACGAAGGUUCACGAUGUUCCGUGCUUGGUGGCGGAGAUUUUGCACGCCAAACCGUGGCUCAGGAAGCGGAAGGGAAUUGAAAAGUUCGUGAACGAUAGCUGGAAGCCGGUUUACGGGGAGGAGAUCACGAAGGUGACCAAAACGGAAGCUCAGACCUGGUUCUGUCUGUUUGGGCUGCUGUUCAACGAGAGCACUUCGAGGAAUUAUGAGAUUAACGACUUCCGCCAGCGAGAGAUUGGCAAGUGCGUCGGGUUGAUGAACGAACAGUUGCUGGACCAACUUCCGGUGCUCGCGCAGUUGAAGCAGUUUCUUUGCACGCUGCAGAUGAGCGGCAACGGGUCCGGUGGAAGUAAGAGGAGCGACUUGCUGCUGGAGGAAUUGCCGGAAAUUAAGGACGGUCUGAUGGAAGAGGCACGCAAGUUUGGUUGGAGUAAGAUUGUCCAGGCUCACAAGGAGAUUUUCGUCGAUUUGACCCAGGAACAGUUGACCUCCGUGGCGAAGAGACUCAACGCGGCGUACAACACCGACCUGCUGGAGAAGAUCAACAGCGGAACCGACGACGGCGGCCAUCGAAUCUGCUCAACCUGCAAGAAGCCCGCCGAAAAGCGAUGCUCCAAGUGCGAGUCCGUGUUUUACUGUUCGCGCGAGUGCCAGGUUGCGGAUUGGCCCCGCCACAAGGAGCUGUGUCAUCAGUUGAAAUCACUUUGAGAGAGCUUGUUCACGAGUUUGUAUCCAUUUCUGUAUUAAUAGUUUAGCAAACAUCCUCUUCCUUUAAUACAACGCACACGCACAGCACAGCUUAGCUCGACUGUCUGAGCUGCUUCAGGUGCUCUUUGAUGACGUCGUGAGCUGGGGUUUCCUCACCGUAAGCCUGCGGAACGAGAACAAAAAUAAAGGAAUUAGAUCAACAAGUGA